CAACAGCCAACGGGAGCUGUUCUUUUAGGGCCGCUGUCCGAGCCCCUCAGAGCGGUGGUGGACUGAGCGGGGAGUGGGGCUGCCAGACUCGGCGAGAGGCGCCGUUCGGAGCAGGUCAUAAUGGUUUCCAUCCCUGAAUACUACGAAGGAAAGAAUGUCCUCCUGACAGGAGUUACAGGCUUCUUGGGAAAAGUGCUUCUGGAAAAACUGCUCAGGUCUUGUCCUAAAGUGAAAGCAGUGUAUGUAUUGGUAAGAAAUAAAGCAGGACAGAUGCCUGAAGCAAGAAUAGAGGAGAUUACCAGCUGUAAGCUCUUUGACAGGUUGAGAGAAGAGCAACCAGACUUCAAAGAAAAAAUAAUAGUAGUUUUGAGUGACCUUACACAGCCUGAACUGGACCUUUGUGAACCAAUCAAGGAAGAACUUAUAGACUGUGUUAAUAUUAUAUUUCAUUGUGCUGCCACUGUCAGAUUCAAUGAAACACUAAGAGAUGCUGUUCAGUUAAACGUGACUGCCACGCAACAGCUCCUUUUCCUGGCACAGCGAAUGAAGCAGCUAGAAGUGUUCAUGCACGUAUCGACUGCCUUUGCAUAUUGCAAUCGAAAACAGAUUGAGGAAGUAGUUUAUCCACCUCCUGUUGAUCCCAGGAAACUGAUAGAUUCUCUUGAGUGGAUGGAUGAUAGCCUAGUGAAUGACAUUACUCCUAAGCUGCUGGGUGACAGACCUAAUACUUACAUAUACACAAAAGCCUUAGCUGAAUAUAUAGUACAACAAGAAAGUGCAAAAUUAAACGUAGCCAUUAUAAGGCCAUCUAUUGUUGGUGCUAGCUGGAAAGAGCCUUUCCCUGGAUGGAUUGAUAACUUCAAUGGACCUAGUGGUCUUUUUGUUGCUGCAGGAAAAGGAAUUCUUCGAACAAUGAGAGCUUCCAACAGUGCAGUAGCAGACCUUAUUCCAGUAGACGUUGUUGUCAAUGCAACUCUGGCUGCAGCCUGGUAUUCUGGAGUUAAUAGACCAAGAAACAUUAUGGUAUACAACUGUACAACAGGUGGCACCAAUCCUUUCCACUGGGGUGAAGUUGAAUACCAUGUAAUUUCUACUUUCAAGAGGAAUCCUCUCGAACAGGCCUUCAGACGGCCCAAUGUAAAUCUAACUUCCAAUCACCUUUUAUAUCAUUAUUGGAUUGCUGUAAGCCAUAAGGCCCCAGCAUUCCUGUAUGAUAUCUACCUCAGGAUUACUGGAAGAAGCCCAAGGAUGAUGAAAACAAUAACACGUCUUCAUAAGGCCAUGAUGUUAUUAGAGUACUUUACAAGCAAAUCUUGGAUCUGGAAUACUGAAAAUAUGACUAUGCUAAUGAACCAACUAAGCCCUGAAGACAAAAAGCACUUUAAUUUUGAUGUUCGACAACUACACUGGGCAGAAUACAUGGAAAAUUACUGUUUGGGAAUGAAGAUACAUGUUCUAAAUGAGGAAAUGUCUGGCCUUCCUGCAGCUAGGAAACACUUGAAUAAGUUAAGGAAUAUACGCUAUGGCUUCAAUACGAUUCUUGUGAUCCUGAUCUGGCGUGUCUUCAUUGCAAGAUCACAAAUGGCAAGAAAUAUCUGGUACUUUGUGGUUAGUCUGUGUUACAAGUUCCUCUCCUACUUCAGAGCCUCCAGUACUAUGAGAUACUGAAGAAGAGAGUUUAGCAUUAGGACAUCUAUGCAUAUGGUGGUCUAACUGCACAAAGCCUGUAACAUGUAGUCAUCUCACAUUUUGUAAAAGCAUAAAUUCAUCUUCUUUUGGAGUGCGAAUUCUAUGGUAUGGUAUAUGUAAUGUUAGUUGUGUAUCUUCCUGGAAACAGAGAAAAUAAAAUGGCCACGUGCCAGGUUGAAUUGGCAUUAGACAAGCAUUUCAAUCACUUUUAACUCUUUGACCUGGGGAAAACAUUUUAGACCACUGACCAGCAUAACUGUGCAAUUUGGAACGUGUUCGAUUGAAAUCUGCCUUAACAUGAUUAUUUUUUCCUUCCAAGUUUUACUCCACAUUGAGCAAGACAAAUAUUGGCUUAGUAGUUGCUGUAGACAUAUUUAUUUGAAAUUCCAAAUUACAAAGGGGGUUGCAAGUUGCAAAAGUGUAUGAACAAUGAUGGAUCUCCUGAAUUUUUUUUGAGAAUUUAAGGUAAUUUGUCUUUACUUUUUGCCACUUCUUCCUUUCUCAAAGUAGAGAUGCAACAAUGGUGCCUACUUUGCUUUAAAAGUAAAAAACAAACAAGCAAAAAAAAAUAACAAACCCAAACCAACCUUCCUUAAUUACUGAAAGGCCUUUUGUCCAGUCUGGUCUUCAUAAUACAUUUAGUGAUUCAGUUCUGUGCUUGAAACUAGCUGUGUCCAACUUGCGUUUCGAUCAGCAUCAACAAUUUGCUUCUCUGAAAGCUGAGUUGGUCUUGUUAUUGAGUAGAUAAAAUGUAGCUUGGGGGAGGGGGGGCAAAAAUAAAAUCAUUGACCAUCUUCUGCUUUUUAAUGAUUUUUAUUUGGAACACAGAGCUGCCGUUUGAUUGUUACAUUUCUGACUUCAAAAGGUAAAUGCAUUCGGAAUGAAUUUAUUAUGCUAUUUAGGUUACUACUAAUCCUAGUUGGACAAACUGUAGGCUUUCAUUAGGAGUUAUAUGGGGUUUUAAAUUCUAAGCCAUGUUAGCAAAUACUUCAUGAUUUUUUUUUUUUUAGUCUCUUGAGUUAUGAAAUUUGAUGCAUGGACAACUCCAGUAUGUAAGCACACUCUCAUCUCUGCCCCAGUAAAAUGUCUCGUUUCACUGGGUAAGCAGAAUAAGACCUACCUUGCUUCAGAAUGGAAGCAUAAUAACAGUUCCUCCAUCUGUCUUUUAAGUUACUAAGUUUAAAGCUGAAGACACAUUUUCUGCACGUUGCUCUUGUUCCAGUAGGAAAGCAUUUGUUGUAAGAAGAGAUUGAGUCAGUGUUUAAGGCAAUACAUGAAGAUCCUUUUAAACUUUGGUUGCACAGAGUUUCUAUCUGAGAACACUAAUGUUCCUCUAAUUGAUGCACUGACUAGCACCCUUGCCCAGUGUUUGUUAAAAUCCAUUUAUACCGAAGAGUGUGUGCUUGGAAAGGAAAAUAAUUACCUAAUUACAUAAGAGAGAUGUUAUACUUGCCCUCAAUAGGUUUUUUGUUUGGUUGUUUAUUUCCUUAAUUCCUAUUUGAAUUAAGUAUGUAAAGAACUUAUUUUGCUAUUCUUGUGAAAACUCUUACUCUAAAGAGUACACCUUUCAUGCAGGUGUAUCAGAUUUUGAAAAGAGAAUGGCUUCCUUGUUGAAGCUAAAUAUUCUAUAUGAAGUAGUUACAUGAUAAUUCCUUUUCAAAAUGACCUGUGUGUAUAUAUAAAGCUAGUGAUGAAAAGCCUAAAUGGUCUAGGACCACACCUUGUGUGAGAGACCUCUGACUGUGGCUGAAAAUAUAUUGUGGCUUCUGGGAUUGAAAGUGUUACACUUUAAAAAAUACAUUAGGUGUAUUACAUUUUUAGUUGCCUCCCCAAGUAUCUUACCAGACCUGAAAGUAUGCUUAAGCAUUCCUGCAUUGUAGACCUUCUUUCAGAGGUGCCUACUUCCAGUGACACCCCUUGUCUUGUGUUGGUAUGUGGCUGAAGUUUGGGAAAGAUAAGUAACAUCAUAUUCUGCAAAUGGCUCUGUGAAGCAAUUCACUUAGGAGUUUUGGUUGUUUAGAACUAGUAUACAUGUUACUUAUGAUUUGUUACUACUGGUAACUCCGAAGCCAACAGACAGAUUAUUUUUGGUCCGAAACACUGCUUAGAAAUCUCUUCUUUUGAAUAACUAAUGAAGAAAAGGAUUACAUUAAAGAAACUUAAGGAUAUUUAACCUUUACUCUUUAAACAUUUGCAAUUGAGAACCCAAAUUUUUCCCCCUCUUAGGAAACUGGUUCUGUGCACUAUUGCUAUCUCGCACACAUUUGUCAGUCACCCUAUUUAAUUGACAAUGGAUUCAAUGUUACAUUUAGUACAUUUGUUUUGUCGCUUCCUGUGGUCGGUGACAUCCUAUCAAACAGCUGGGGUUUUUUGGUAUCAGAACCCUGUUUUCUUGCGGUUGUUCAGGCAGGUGUUUGUACAUGUGGGUCAAAAAUAUACUGCAGCUGUAUAUUGGUAAAGUAAGCUAGGCUUACUCUGCUGGCUAGCAAGUUACAGGAGGCAUUCCAGUUGGUUAAGUAGGAAAAGCAGCCUGAAGCAUCAUCACUUAACAGUUACUGGUAUUUCAAUUUGGGACCAGGGGUAAAAAUACCUUUUCUUGUAAUGUUUUUCUCUGCUGUAGGAACCAAUGUUCAGAAACAAAUGCUAAAUCCGUGAGCUUUUAUAAGACAUAAACCUACAAGAAAUAUUGGGUGCCUUUGUUUGUAAACCAAAAAUAAACAAAUCCCUUGAAA
Pogoniulus pusillus (Red-fronted tinkerbird) is the source of this 4421-nucleotide messenger RNA. RefSeq names its product fatty acyl-CoA reductase 1 (gene FAR1). The transcript has 12 exons. Gene Ontology annotation, cellular component: peroxisome. Bases 121 to 1668 code for a protein of 515 amino acids. The record is from RefSeq and is a predicted model, not a curated record. Gene Ontology annotation, biological process: long-chain fatty-acyl-CoA metabolic process. Lineage: Eukaryota; Metazoa; Chordata; Aves; Piciformes; Lybiidae. Gene Ontology annotation, molecular function: alcohol-forming very long-chain fatty acyl-CoA reductase (NADP+) activity.